This is a messenger RNA of Nerophis ophidion (straightnose pipefish), 1141 nucleotides long. It is a transcript of the gene tm4sf4, whose product is annotated as transmembrane 4 L six family member 4. The transcript is spliced from 5 exons. Gene Ontology annotation, cellular component: membrane. The coding region runs from base 118 to 726 and encodes 202 amino acids. NCBI's taxonomy places the organism in Eukaryota, Metazoa, Chordata, Actinopteri, Syngnathiformes, Syngnathidae. The record is from RefSeq and is a predicted model, not a curated record.
CUUAGACACAGGUGAGGCGGACUAACUCGCCGUAGGGAACUUGACGCUGCGUGAUCGUCCUCCUUGUUUUCCCGCCAGCGUCUUCCGUCGCAGAAGUUGACGUUCCCGAACAUCGCCAUGUGCUCCGGGGGCUUCGCCAAGUGUCUGGGGAUCAGUUUGAUGCCGCUGUCCGUGGUGUGCGUGCUGUGCAACAUCCUGCUCUUCUUCCCCGGCGGCAAGACUCUGGACAGUCAAUUCAUCUCCGAGGAAGUCUGGUAUUUUGGAGGGAUUCUGGGCUCGGGGGUGUUGAUGAUCUUCCCGGCCUUGGUCUUCCUGGGUCUGAAGAACAAUGACUGCUGCGGUUGCUGUGGUAACGAAAGCUGUGGCAGGAGAUUUGCGAUGCUGAGUUCCAUUCUGUUUGCAGCUAUUGGUGUCAUAGGAGCUGGUUACUCAGUCGUAGUCUCGGGCGUGGCCAUAAACCGUGGACCGCAAUGUCUUGUAGUUACCAACACAAGCAUGUGGACCUACCCCUUCUCUGAUGGUGACUACCUGAGCAACUCAGCGCUGUGGUCCAGGUGUGAGGAGCCAGUGGGUGUGGUGUCCUGGAACCUCUCCCUGUUCUCGGUGCUGCUGGUCAUGGGUCUGAUCCAGAUGGCGCUGUGUGGCGUGCAGGUGGUGAACGGCCUGCUGGGAGCUCUGUGCGGGGACUGCUGCGGGUGUUGUGGAGGGAGCGACGGAGCUGUGUGAACGUGACUCCUGGCUGAAAAGACCAGUUUCUUCUGCAUUUAUUGUUGCUUCUAGACAGUAGCAGAGGUUUUAAUUUGGUAUAAGGAGCUGGUUAAUUACAGUGUAGUUGAACCUGUUUAAAUGUAUGGACGUCUUUGUUAUGUACAAGCACAGAUGGUUGAAUAUUGUAGUAUUUGUUGUUGAUUUGCUUUCAGUUUUAUUAUUUAAAAAAAUACUUGCAAAAAUGAACUUAAAAGGAUGAACUAUUCAGACUAGAAGCAGAAUGACAAUACAGUGCAGUUCACUCUUACUGGGAAAUAUGUGUCAUGACUGCCCUCUAGUGGGUGACUUUGGUAUUGAUUUAUUUGUGUGUCUGCGCACGCAACAUUUUGUCAAUGUACCUGCAAUAACCUUCAAUAAAAUAUCGUGCGUCUUA